Molecule: messenger RNA, 1089 nt
Organism: Ramularia collo-cygni
Lineage: Eukaryota; Fungi; Ascomycota; Dothideomycetes; Mycosphaerellales; Mycosphaerellaceae
Product: related to transcription initiation factor IIB
Exons: 2
Coding region: 1-1089 (362 amino acids)
Biological process (GO): transcription preinitiation complex assembly; transcription initiation at RNA polymerase II promoter
Cellular component (GO): transcription preinitiation complex; nucleus
Molecular function (GO): RNA polymerase II general transcription initiation factor activity; TBP-class protein binding
Source: RefSeq, a predicted model, not a curated record
AUGGCACAAGUCCUCUCCCCAGGCGCCGUCCCCGACGAGCUCCUCCCCCCCAAGGAAGAAGAAUGGCAGCAGAACCUGAACGUGCGCAUGAUCUGCCGUGACUGUCAAGAUGACCCACCCAACCUUCGCGAAGACCACGCCAGUGGUGACCUCAUCUGCGGUGACUGCGGUCUCGUUCUCGAGCAACGCUCCAUUGACACCAGCUCCGAAUGGCGCACAUUCUCCAACGAUGAUCAGGGCAGUGACGACCCUAGCCGUGUCGGUGACGGACCCAAUGCACUCCUCAACGGCGCUCAGCUGAACACGGGCAUCGCCUUUGGUGACGGCAACAUGCGCAGCAAGGAACUGCACCGCGCGCAGAACAAGACUUCACACGAUAAGAGCAACAAGAACUUGCUCCAGGCUUACAAGCAGAUUGGCGCGCUGUGUGAUGGCUGGCAGCUCCCCAACGCCGUCUCCGACAMGGCCAAGCAUCUCUUCAAGGACGCCGAGGAGAGUCGCCUCUUCAAGGGCAAGUCGACCGAAGUUAUGAUCGCCGGUGCAGUCUUCCUCGCUUGUCGUCGCAACAACGUUCCCCGCUCGUUCCGCGAAGUCAUGGACUUGACGAAAGUCAGCAAGAAGGAAAUUGGCAAGACCUUCAAGCUCCUCGAGGCCUUUCUCAUGCAGAAGAGCAAGGAGAAGAAUGCUCAAGGCGGCGUGUCCACUGUUGCGGGAGGUAUCCUCGUCGCAAACGACACGUACAAGGGCAGCGCCACGGCCGACCCUGCAGAUCUCUGUCAGCGUUACUGCAGCAUGUUGAACAUGGACCAGCGCUCCACCAACGUGGCCAUUGCCAUCGCUACCAACAUGACCAAGGUUGGCGCACUCGCAGGUCGCUCUCCUCUCUCCUCCGCCGCGGCCUGCAUUUACAUGGCCAGCCAUCUCAUGAAUGACGCCAAGUCCGCAAAGGAGAUCCAAUCCGUGGCGAAGGUUAGCGACAGCACGAUUCGGCAUGCCUACAAGCUCCUGUACGGCGAGCGCGACAAGCUCAUCGACGCGGACGUCAUUCGCCGCGGUGCGGACCCCGAGCGUCUUCCCAAGCCCGCCUAG